AAAACGUUGCACAAUAAUAUUACCAGAUGGAGAAAAACUAAUCGCUAAAAUUCGAGUCGGUAUAGAUGUUGCCGAAUUCAAACACAUCAUUCACGACAAGGUUUCCACACAUUUAGGAAUACCCCAGGAAUUACUGCAGUUGUACAUCAACGGUAAAAUGAUAAUUCAUCAAGAGCAGAUCGAGCACGAUGAGAUGAAUAUUUACGUAUUGAUGGGCUUGAAAGGGGGUGUGCGACAAACAUCAACUCCAAGCAGAAGUGAUAUUUACACGCAACUUGAUAGCACCCAUGAAAGCUUCGCUUGCAAUUGCAAUGGUGCAUGCAAUUGCCAUAUGUUUACGGGGAAUCUUUCACCUAUAACAAAUCAGCACAAAGACGACGCUAAAACACGUGCAAGUUCAAGUACACCAUUAAGAGACUCUUUCGUAUAUGAGAAGUCGCCCAAUUUUCAGAGCUCUUCUACAAUUCGGGAUUCAGUCUACUUCGAGCCCUCAUCUCCAAUUGAUUCCGUUUUCCAAGAGAAGAAUACCUCCCGGGAUCUGAUUAAUUUUGAACAUUCAUCCCCGAUCGAUUCAAACAAUGGUAUCAGUCUUUCUAAAGAUCAACAUCCACUAUAUGGUUCCGAGGUCGAAAAACGCCGUAAAUAUAUUGACAAUGUUACCCUAAAACGAUCAUUACGAGAGUCAACACAAUUUGAAUUUUCAUCGCCUUUGGAGGAAGAUAAGACACUGGUAUCUAAUGGCUGUGAAACAAAUGUAUUUUCAUUUGAAAGUGAAAGUGAUUCCAGUGUGCGCAGUUGUCAAAGGGUCGAUAAAUCUAAAUUGAACAAACGACAAUUUAAAAGAAAAGUGUCAAAGUCCUUAUUCCAGC
Owenia fusiformis is the source of this 869-nucleotide messenger RNA. The record is from the annotation of a GenBank genome assembly. Lineage: Eukaryota; Metazoa; Annelida; Polychaeta; Sabellida; Oweniidae.